AUGUUGGGCAUGUGGUCCUUGCUUCUCCUCUGGGGGCUGGUGACUCCGUGCCAGGGGCUGCUUGAGAAGGUGGGCACGCUUGCUCGGAUUGACAAGGAUGAACUUGGCAAAGCCAUUCAGAACUCGCUGGUUGGGGGGCCUAUUCUGCAGAACGUCCUGGGGACAGUCACAUCUGUGAACCAGGGCCUUCUGGGCUCUGGGGGACUGCUCGGAGGAGGCGGCCUGCUGAGCUAUGGAGGAGUUUUUGGCGUUGUGGAAGACCUUUCUGGGCUGAAGAUCGAGGAACUCACACUGCCAAAGGUGUCACUGAAGCUGCUGCCUGGGUUUGGGGUGCAGCUGAGCCUGCACACCAAGGUGGGCCUGCAUGGCUCUGGCCCCCUGGGGGGCCUCCUGCAGCUGGCUGCGGAGGUGAACGUGUCGUCGCGGGUGGCGCUGGGCGUGAGCUCGCGGGGCACGCCCAUCCUCGUCCUCAGGCGCUGCAGCACGCUGCUGGGGCACAUCAGCCUGCUCUCGGGGCUGCUACCCGCACCGCUUUUCGGGGUCGUGGAGCAGACCCUCUUCAAGGUGCUGCCGGGACUGCUGUGCCCCAUGGUGGACAGUGUGCUGGGCGUGGUGAAUGAGCUCCUGGGGACUGCGCUGAGCCUGGUGCCCCUUGGGGCUCUUGGGUCCGUGGAAUUUACUCUGGCCAUGCUGCCUCUUAUCUCUAACCAGUACAUAGAGUUGGACAUCAACCCCAUCGUGAAAAGCGUAGCUGGUGACGUCAUCGACUUCCCCAAGCCCCCCAAACCCAUCAAGGUGCCCCCCAAGGAGGACCACACAUCCCAGGUUGUUGUGCCUCUAUACCUCUUCAGCACCGUAUUUGGGCUCCUGCAGACCAACGGUGCCCUUGACAUAGACAUCACCCGAGAGCUGGUCCCCAGCAAUGUGCCGUUGACAACUACAGACCUGGCGGCUUUGGUCCCUGAGGCCCUGGGAAAGUUGCCCCCAGGCCAGCAGCUCCUGCUCUCGAUGCGGGUGAAAGAAGCCCCGUCAGUCACACUCCAGAACGGCAAGGCCACCAUCUCUAUCCCGGCUAACAUCCAUGUGCUGUCCUACCCCCCUGAAGGGACCCCUGAAGCCCUCUUCGAGCUGAAUGCGGUUUUGACUUUAAAUGCCCAGCUGGCUCCCUCGGUUACCAAGCUGCACCUCUCGCUGUCCCUGGAACGGCUCAGUGUCAAGCUGGCCUCCUCCUUUGCCCACGCCUUUGAUGCAUCCCGUUUAGAAGAAUGGCUCAGUGAUGUGGUCCGGGUGGCCUAUGUGCCGAAGCUCAAUGUGGACCUGGAUGUUGGAAUUCCCUUGCCUAAGGUCCUCAAUGUCAAUUUUGCCAACGCAGCCCUGGAGAUCAUCGAGAAUGCCGUUGUGCUGACCGUGGCAUCCUGAAGCUGAGAAUGGCCACCUGCC
This is a messenger RNA of Odobenus rosmarus divergens (Pacific walrus), 1440 nucleotides long. RefSeq names its product BPI fold containing family B, member 3 (gene BPIFB3). The transcript has 15 exons. The record is from RefSeq and is a predicted model, not a curated record. Gene Ontology annotation, molecular function: lipid binding. Bases 1 to 1419 code for a protein of 472 amino acids. Lineage: Eukaryota; Metazoa; Chordata; Mammalia; Carnivora; Odobenidae.